This is a messenger RNA of Sinocyclocheilus rhinocerous, 2605 nucleotides long. It is a transcript of the gene cdh15, whose product is annotated as cadherin 15, type 1, M-cadherin (myotubule). The record is from RefSeq and is a predicted model, not a curated record. Gene Ontology annotation, biological process: cell-cell junction assembly; cell morphogenesis; calcium-dependent cell-cell adhesion. The transcript has 14 exons. Gene Ontology annotation, cellular component: plasma membrane; adherens junction; catenin complex. The coding region runs from base 117 to 2522 and encodes 801 amino acids. Gene Ontology annotation, molecular function: beta-catenin binding; calcium ion binding; cadherin binding. Lineage: Eukaryota; Metazoa; Chordata; Actinopteri; Cypriniformes; Cyprinidae.
GGAGACGCCUGUGUCCCUGCCUCAUUGCAAAUUUAGCUUGGACACUGUUGUCCAAGUCUCCAGUGUUGUAUCAUUUGGCAGUGAUUCAUUGUGAACAGUAGGGAUCAAAAAGCCAGAUGAUGAAGGCUGUGGCGGUCCUGGGUGCACUGCUGGCUGUUGUGUGUCAGGUCAGCAGCAGCAGUCAGGUAACACAGAGCGAUCUGAAGCCAGCUGUGCUGUACCCAUGGAGACACAGGAGUGCAGGUCCACAGGUCAGGGUCAAGAGAGACUGGAACAUUCCACCAAUCCGAGUAUCAGAAAACAGCAAGCAGGUCCCUGAAGAUCUGGUCCAGAUCAAAUCAGACAAGGUUUUCACCGGGGAGGUGAUAUACAUGCUGGAGGGGCCCGGGGUUGACCAGGACCCCAAAGGCCUCUUUGAAAUUGAUGAAAAAACAGGAUGGAUCAAGAGCAAAAUGCCACUAGACAGGGAAAAACACAAGAGCUUUAAGCUCAAAGCUUUUGCACUUUCCCCAAGUGGAGAGAGACUGGAAAGUCCCACCACGAUUGAAAUCUACGUUUUAGAUCAGAAUGACCACAGGCCUGAAUUUACCCAGAAGGAGUUUGUCGGCACUAUCCCAGAAUUCUCUGUUCCAGGAACUUCAGUAAUGCAAGUUACAGCGAUAGAUUCUGAUGAUCCAAUGACCGAAAACGCAGCUCUGAGCUACUCCAUCAUUGGGCAAGAGAGUAUCCCUCCUCACGGCAUCAACAAGACCAUGUUUGGCAUUAACAACAAAACUGGAGUCAUCUACACUCGGGAUGUGGGACUAGACAGAGAUGUGGUGCAGUCCUUCAGGCUGACUCUGCAGGUGGCUGACAUGUCUGGAAUGGGCCUAACCUCCACCGGUUGUGCCAUCAUUCACAUCUCUGACAUUAACAACCAUGCUCCGAAAUUCCAUCCUACCAUGUACAACAUGUAUGCAAUGGAGAACAAGUACAUCGCGGAGCUGGGCAGGGUCAAUGCGACAGAUAAGGACCAGAAAGGUGGAGAUAACUGGAAGAUUAAGUACACCAUUGUAAAUCCUUCAGGGCACUUUGCCAUCCGCACAGACCCAGUUUCCAACCAAGGCAUCAUUUCUGUGGUUAAGCCACUAGACUAUGAAUCCCAGGCAGAGUACCAGCUCUUUGUCAAAGCAGAGAAUGAAGUCAGGCUUAAAGCCCCGUACGAACAAAUACACAGUGCUACAGUCACCGUCAAAGUGAUGAAUGAGAACGAGGCCCCAAUCUUCUAUAAAAACCCCAUUAAAGUGACUGUUGCAGAGUCCACUGUUCCCGGUACUGUCCUGGUCUCAAAUAUUGCUCACGAUCCAGAUAAUGCCAAGCUAAGGUUUGAAAUCAUUCAGGAUCCUGAGAAUUGGCUUGCUAUUAACCAUGCAACGGGACAAAUCACAGCCAGGAGAUCCUUCAACAUCCAGUCUCCCCACGUCAGAAACAACAUUUACUCUGCUAUUGUGAAAGUCAUAGAUCAGGACGCUGAUGGCAUCUCUGCAACAGCUACAUUGGAGGUCAAUCUGUGGGAGACCAAUGAUUACCCACCAGUGCUCAUACCCUUGAGUGGGACAGUGUGCAGUGAUCGGGACAGAGAUAAAUUGGGCCUUCUGCUUAGUGCUGUGGAUGAGGACAUGUACCCUCAAGCUGACCCCUUCACCUUUUACAUUGCUGAUCAAAAUGUGGCUGCCAACUGGACCAUCAUAACUCUUAAUGAGACCCAUGCGGUUCUCCAGCCACUGAUAGACAUAGAGAAAGGGGAAUUCUCUAUUCCUGUGGCCGUAUCAGACUCUGGCUCUCCUUCCCUUUCCUCUAAUGCUCUGGUCAACGUGACUGUGUGUCCCUGUGACAGUUUCGGUGACUGCAAGAGCUACACCGCAGUCAUCUUUGGAACCAAAAUGGGAAUAAGCUUCAUUGCCCUUAUGAUUAUUAUGGGAUGCAUUGCUCUUCUGUUGUUUCUGAUUGUUCUUGCUGUGGCGGUGAAGGGCUGCACAAGGCAGAACAUUAGAAAAGGAGGAGGUCUGCUGGUCGGAGCGUCUGAUGAUGACAUCCGAGACAAUGUCUUUCACUAUGAUGAGCAGGGAGGAGGAGAAGAGGAUGAAGAUGCAUUUAAUAUUGAUUUUCUGAGGAACCCAAGUGACAUGGUCCCUGCCCCAGCCUCAUUUUUCCCACAAGACUGCAGCCUGCCCAGAGGAAAGCAACCUCUAAGGAAAGAUGCACCCCAUAACCUGCCUUCUCCUACAUAUCCACGCAAACCCCCCGGAGACCCAACAGACAUAGAAGAUUUCAUCAAUGUUGGGCUGGACGCUGCUGACAAUGACCCUAAUGUCCCACCAUACGAUACAGCUCUGAUCUAUGACUAUGAGGACGAUGGGUCGGUAGCAGGCAGCCUUAGCUCUAUUGCUUCCAUGGGCUCAGACGGUGACCAGGACUAUGACUACCUCAAUGACUGGGGACCACGGUUUAAAAAACUAGCUAACAUGUACGACCCACGUUAGGCACCAGACUGAUUCUUUUGUUCAAGAUGUUCAGAUACUCUCAUACAUGCAUGUCCUUCAAAACUCUAUGCAAAUCAAAUGUC